This is a messenger RNA of Bursaphelenchus xylophilus (pine wood nematode), 2374 nucleotides long. NCBI's taxonomy places the organism in Eukaryota, Metazoa, Nematoda, Chromadorea, Rhabditida, Aphelenchoididae. The record is from the annotation of a GenBank genome assembly.
AUGUGGAGGAGGAAGGCGUUGUGGGCCCUGCUGAUCGGCUGGACUGGAGCCAUUCUGCUGACUCCCGAGCAUCCGCCCGAUCCCAAAACUUUUCGACCGUAUCGACGGAAACCCGGGGAUCCGAAACGACCGUCAAAUCCGAUAAUUUUGAGUAAGUUUGAAGCUGAAAUUUUGGGGGAUGGUAUCCAAAAAAUCUCUUCAUUCUGUAUGAAUUUUAAUUUGAAAAAACUGAAGAUUUUUAAAAAAAUUUAUUUUUUUUGCCUUGGUCCCCCCUUACAAAGAUUUUUACCAAAAAAAUUUUUUUGAUUUCGCACUGCAAUUUUUUAAAUAAUUGACUGUAUCCGCAAAAAAAAAUGAUUUUUUUAGUCCCCGGCGAUGGCGGAAGCCAAUUACAAGCCAAUCUGACUGGUAAACCCUCGACAGUUCACUACCUAUGCGACUCGAAAACGGCGGAUUUUUUCGACCUCUGGCUGGACAUUGAGUCGUUUGUUCCGGUGAAAAUCGACUGCUGGGCCGACAACAUGAAACUUUUGUUCAACGAAUCCACCGGUCAGUCCGAAAACUCGCCCGGCGUGGACGUGAAGGUCCCCGGAUUCGGAGGGAUCGAUACGGUGGAGUGGUUGGACCCGCGCAAAUACUCGCCCGGUCGAUAUUUCCAACCAAUUGUGGAUGCGUUGGUGGCAUGGGGAUACACCAGAGCUAAGAAUAUUAUCGGGGCACCAUUCGACUGGAGAAGGUCGCCGCGUAAGGCUUUUGUAUUAUAGUUUGAAGACUUUUUAAGCCUUGUAUAAAGUAAAAAUUUUUUUUGAAAAAUCGUAUUUUAGCGGAACUAACCAACUAUUUCGUAUCUCUGAAGACCCUAAUUGAGACGGUCUACCUUUACAAUGACCAUCAGCCGGUUAUAAUCCUCGCUCACAGCAUGGGAAAUCCGAUGAUGAACUAUUUUUAUCAUAAUUUUGUGGAUCAGGCAAGCUCUCGGAUUUUUUCAAAUUUUGCACAAACACUGUAGACAGGCUAAAUAGCAAUUCCUGAGAAUUGUAUCUCACGCUUUGCGGGGCGAGCCGAGCUAUUCAACGAUACCGAGAGAGUAUGUGAAACGAGGAGAGCGGUCAGAAAAAAAAAAAUUCCACUCAUUUCUGUGCUGAUUUUCCGUGUAAAAAUUAUUUUAUAGGCAUUUUGUGCUCCUGGAGGAAAAAAAUUGACUUGUUGUCAUGUCGAAUUCUUUUCACUUUCCAAAAAGUUUUGAUGAUUUCUCAAAACCGUGAGCCAGAAAACUCGGCUUUGCCUCGGCAAACUUUCCGCCAAAUUAGUGCCAGAUUUCACCACAAACUCAGUAUUAAGGUUUAGGGUAACACCUCUUAAAUUUCAUCCAGAAACUUAUUCAAAAUCAUCGGAGUUCAGGGUCACUUCGGCAUACCGGGCUUUUGCAGACACGGUAGAAAAGUAUUCGGUUUUCGCAGAUCGGCAGAAAAAUAUUGGGAGUGGGCGGACGUCGUAGAAUUAGCAAAGCGGCUCCCGUCGAGCUCAACAGCAGAUCCCACAACCCCUAUACCAAAAUAUAGCGUAUUUCCCCUCCGAAUCCACAAUAAAUUUGAUAAAGACUGUUCUAGAUGUGGAAGGACAAAUAUAUCCAUUCUCAUGUCUCGUUGGCCGGUGCCUGGGGCGGAUCCAUGCAGAUUGUGAAACUGUACGCCUCCGGCUACAACAUGGACUACUAUCGGAUCCUCCUGCCUCCCAGCGAACUGCGCGCCAUGCAGCGGAGCUUCACCAGCUCGGGCCUCCUCUUCCCCGCCAAACAGCUCUGGCCGGACUAUGUGUUCGCCCAAACCGACGCCAAAAACUACAGCAAUCGCAAUCUGAAGGAGUUCUUCGCGGAUAUCAAGUACGAAUUGGGCUUGAAACAAUAUGAACUGGCGAAUCCGGCGUUGCUUCUGGACCCGCCCGGCGUCCCGGUUCACUGCAUUUAUGGACAUGCAGUGCAAACUCCGGAGUUCUUCCAAUGGGCCAAAGGGUAUUUUCCGGAUUAUCAGCCGGUCAUCACGUACGGAGAUGGCGAUGGGACGGUGAAUCGAGUAUCACUGGAGAUUUGCAAGGGAUGGAAAGGAAAUAAUCAAGGGAGAGAUGUAAGAUUUGACAUUUUUUGGAUGGCAAAGGGUUUUCAAUAACAGAUGUAAGGGAAUUUAGAUUUAAAAUAUUAAAUAAACGUCAUAGCAGCAUAGGCAUGCCAUAACUAGUAGUUGAACUGAAAAAAUCGACGAAUAAUUCGACCUUAUUUUAGGUGACUGUUCAUGAGAUCGAAAAUGCUGACCACAUGGCCAUUCUGGCUGAUCUCCGGACUAUUCAACUCAUCAAGGACCUUCUCUAUGACCGAUAA